This is a messenger RNA of Rubroshorea leprosula, 2346 nucleotides long. Lineage: Eukaryota; Viridiplantae; Streptophyta; Magnoliopsida; Malvales; Dipterocarpaceae. The record is from the annotation of a GenBank genome assembly.
UUUUGCUCUCUUUCUUCCCGAUGCUUGCCUCCCGAAAGCCCCCCAAGCCACCGACGCACCCUUGAAAAAAAAACUGGCAAAAGCUUGAUUUUUGUUCCAUCUUUUCUUGUUCAAGAACCCAUUUUCGGACCUAGAAUCCCUCUAAAUCAAAGGAAUUUUUCAGAUCUAGCUGCUGUUUCCUCCCCCCUCCUUACACUGCUAUUGCCGGUGAGAGUGUGGGUUCGGUUUCUGCCAUUCCGUGACUCCCCUGCAUUUUCCGUCAGGCCCCCAAACCCGCCAGCUCCAAUUUCUACUGCUGUUGGGAAAUUCUGGUAUGUUGACAGCUCCUCCAAGCUUGAAAAUUCAUCAAUAAAUUGCUGGCUGCGUUGUCCGAAAGUUUGCAAUAAUUAGGGGAUAAUUCCGGUAGCUUUAGGACAAAAUUAAGCAUUGAUUCAAGUAGAAUUUAUGUGUUUGAGUGUUAAUUGACUGCUGUGAGAUUUUGGAGUGAAAUCCCGUGAGAUUAGCUAGUGUUUUGGCCAAUUUUUGGAAGUUGCAGUACUGUUCACGGGUAAUGGCCAACAAUUAACGGGGAUUUAAAUGUUUAGUUUGUAAUAUAAGAAUAAAUUUGGAGAUGUCUGGUCAUGUGGAGAUUGAUAGGAAUAGCAUCGUGAUUAGGGGGUAGUCAUGGUGAUUUUACUUUUGAAUCCGUGGUACGGUAAUUAAUUCUUGAAUAUUUUGAUUAGGUUCCUGAUCGUUCUGUCAGUUUAGCACUGAGAUCGAGUCUUCGGUUUAUGCAAGUGGGUGGGUGUUACACGCUGGCCAUGACUUAUAGACGAGACCACUACUAAAUUUUCUUCUGCAUUAACGGUUUGUAAUUGGACACUUUGUUAUGGAACUAAAUUUGAUUCUAUAUUAACGGUUUAUCAUUGAACGUUUUGUUAUGUUAAACUGUUUAUUUGGCAUGCUUAAAUUUUACCCAAGGGCUAUCCAUAUUUACUUACUGAGUUUAUCUCAUAGUUUUCCUUGUCCACCAUUUUAGGAAACGAAGUCAAGGACGGGGAAACCAUGGGAAGUGACGAGUUAGAAGGCUAGCCAUUUCGAGAUUGAUAUAGAUUUUAGAAAUAAAUCAUGCUUUUGUAAGAUAGAUUUUACCUUGAAUUUAUGAGAUCAAAACAAAUUUCGGUCAUUAGACCAAUUACUUGGAUUUAAGUCAUUUUGGAUAUAGAAAUAAAUUAAGAUGUUUGAUUUAAGUUAUGGAGUGGUAUCAGAUUGUGAUAUGAUUAAGUUCCGAGCCUUGUGCAUUUGUGGGACCCAUCUCACGAGUGCAUGGCGUUUGUCGCACCUCAGAUUUGGGAUUUGUUUAGAACUUGGCUGGCUAAUGGAUUUUAGAACCGUGGUGAGACGAGUGAUGGGGUUAUAUAAAGGACGAUUCUGAUUCCCGUUGCCUGAAUUUCCUAAUCCAUUUUGAUGAGAUGGUAAUCUGAUUGUCUUGUUUCCUACCUUCAUACCUUGUGUAUAGUCAAGAGAUUAAUCUUGUCCACCAUGUUCUUAAGACCUUGUUUUGAAACUUGGCCAUUUUCUGAUAGUUUGCACUUGUUUAGACUUGUUACAUGAAUAGAAUUUUUGUAUGCUCUUUUGCCACAAUUAUAAAAUCUAAGGAGUUGCAAAGAUUUUUGUUAUUAAUCCUGUUGGUCUCUACAGCAUAGCUGGUUGAGAAUUUGUUCUGUUUGUCACAUGACCAGUGGAAGAUGGGCAACCCUCUACUUGUAAGAGAUUCAAGGCUAUUUUAACAAAUGUUGUGUGUUUUCUAGAUGCGUUUUAGGAGCUGGAUAACUUGGUAAUUUCGCUGCCCAUUAUCUUUCUAAAAAUCUUAUAGUGAAGUUUCACUUGGUAAUUUAAGCAUGUCAAAUAAACAGUUUAACAUAACAAAACGUUUAAUGAUAAACCAUUUAUGCAAAAUCAAAAUUCAGUUCAAUAGCAAAGCGUUCAAUGACAAACCGUUUAUGCAGAAGAAAAUUCAGUAGUAGUCUCAUCUAUAAGUCAUGGCUAGUGUUUAACACCCACUGGCAGGCAUUAGAAAUUACCAAUGUGUUCGCCCAUUGGCAGGCGUCAGAAAUUUACCAAUGGAUUCGCCCAGUGGCAGGCAUCGAAAAUUACCAAUGUAUUCGCCCAGUGGUAGGCGUCAGAAAUUACCAAUGUAUUCCCAUUGGCAGGAUUACAGAAUGAACCGAUCAUAUCAGUAAACAUGUUGACAUGUGCUAGUGUUACUCCCACUAGCGAGGGUCAGAAAUCAUGACUAUAUCAGAGAUAAAACCAUGCAGGAUCUACAGAAAAUUCUGAAAUUCACAAUCAAUCUCAAAUUCCAAA